AUGGCUGAUCCAUUGUCGAUUGCAUCGGGUGUUGACCAGGACGCCGAGCUGUUCAAGAUCACGCAGAAUUUCGAAGACCUUCAGGCAAUCUUUCGAUCCCUCCAAACUGCAGUGCAUGAUCGCCGAUCUCGGGCCGAUGCACAAGAGCUAUUCCAAGUCGACAAAGCCACCCGAAGAUGCGAGGAAGUCAUCGAAGAACUCAAGCUAGAGUGCCAGAAAUUCCGCACAGUCUCUGUCACCAGCUUUAAAGGCCGCAUCACAGUUGCUGGACGGCGCGCCGCCUAUCCAUUCCGCAAAAGCACCCUCCAGAAACUCGAAGAAGACAUCAGCGAGAUACGUAAGAACUUGUCGCUCGCACUCGGCGUCUUACAGAUCAAAGUCCAUCAUAAGGUCCAUCAUGAUAUAGUGGAACUUAAAUCGCUUCUCGAGCGAAUAAACAUGAGUCACAUUUCUUCAACGACCCGUGCGUGGCUGGCAGCACCAGACGCGUCUAUCGACCACAACGCCACAUGCGCGAAGCGUCAUACGAAUACUGGUUUAUGGCUCGUCAAUGGCCAUCAUUUUGCAAACUGGCUAACAGAGCGCAAUUCCUUCCUCUGGAUUAAUGGCUUUGCAGGAAGUGGGAAGUCGGUCCUAUGCUCAACUGCGAUCCAAUACACAUUCUAUAAGAUGAAACACACGCAGGGAUUAGGGAUCGCGUUCUUUUACUUCGCCUUCAACGAUGAUUCAAAACAAAGUGACCACGGCAUGUUACGCGCAUUGCUCUUACAGCUGUCGACACAACUUCGAGAGGGUGAAAAAGAUUUAGAGCAACUUCAAAGGAUAUAUAAGUCGGGUACCCCACCAGUGGGCGUGUUGCUAGACACUCUUCGAAGCAUCCUUAGCCGAUUCCAUGAGACCUUUAUUCUACUUGAUGGAUUAGAUGAAUGCCCUCGGGAUCGUGGAAGAGAAGACGUUUUGAGAGGAAUAGAGACGAUACGGAAAUGGAGUUUACCUGGUCUUCAUAUUUUGGUAACCAGUCGCAACGAUCUCGAUAUCUAUGAAUCUUUGAACCCCGCUUACGACCAGACUAUUUCGAUGAGGAAUACGGAGAUUGACAACGACAUCACCAAUUUUGUCUCUGCUCAGCUCAAACACGACCCAAAACUCCAGAGGUGGAAAUCUCUUCAUACAGAGAUUCAAAAAAAAUUAACACAGCGUCCACAGGGAGUAUUUAGAUAUGUCGAAUGUCAACUCAAGGCACUCAGGCGGGCGCGGAACCGAAACCAACUUGACGCUUGUCUACUCUCUUUGCCUCGCGAUCUAGAUGAAACAUAUGAGCGAAUAUUAUGCAACAUCGACGAAACCUAUAUUGAUGAUGCGCGUCGGAUUUUGACUGUGCUCUGUUUCUCCACGCGUCCGCUUACUAUCAAUGAACUGAUUGAUGCCCACGCGGUCGAUCUCGGUGCGUCACCCCACCUUGACCGUGAGGGCAGAUCAUAUCAACCAGAUGAUCUUAUCGACAUAUGUCUUGGUCUCGUGGAAAUUGCAGAUAUGGAGGAUGAAAAUGGACAAAACGUCUCCACUGCUCGCAUCGCCCAUUUUUCUGUCAAGGAGUAUCUUCAAUCGGCACGAAUCUUGCAGCAAAAAGCGAAGGGAUUCGCCAUUCAAAGUGGGCCUGCAAACACAGAAAUUGCCCAAAUAUCUGUGGUUUAUCUCCUAGAGCCAAAUCUUUCGAAUGGGGUAUUAGACGCAGCAAAGGUGAAGGAAUUUCCAUUAGCUCACUUCGCUGCUGAAAACUGGUAUCACCAUUACGAAAACUCGGAAGAAGGCAAGUCUAAGGUUGAAGAGCUGUUGCCACGGCUUUUCCAGCACGAUAUGAACUGUUUCAUGACCUGGAUCAAGUUAUAUGAUAUGGAUCGUCAACAAUCAAGACGAGAUUAUCAGCGGCUUAUUAACGAUGUUGGGCCGCCUCUGUACUACGCGAGCUUGUUGGGCUUGGAGUCUAUCGCAGCAUCUUUUCGGGGCCACGUAAAGGUGGCGCAGAUGCUGCUAGAUCGAGGUGCCAAUGUCAACGCCCAAUGUGGGCGGCUCGGAAACGCCCUCCAGGCCGCAUCUGCGCAGGGUCAUGAAAUAGUAGUCCAGAUGCUGCUAAGCCGAGGUGCCGACGUCAACGCCCAAGAUGGCUUGUUCAGUAAUGCCCUCAAGGCCGCAUCAUUUCAUGGACAUGAAAGGGUAGUGCAGCUACUGCUAGAGCGAGGAGCCAAUAUCAACGCUCAGUGUGGAAUCUACGGUAACGUUCUCCAGGCUGCAUAUCAUGGGGGCAACGUAAGGGUGGUGCAAAUAUUGCUAGAUCGAGGUGCCGACAUCAACGCCCAAUGUGAAGAGUUCGGUUACGCUGUCCAGGCUGCGUCUAUAGGGGGCCACGAGAAAGUGGUGCAGUUGCUACUAGAUCGAGGUGCCGAUAUCCAUGCUCAAGGUGGAAAGUACGGCUAUGCUCUCCAGGCUGCAUCUAUAGGCGGUCACGAGAAAGUGGUGCAAUUAUUGAUUGAUCGAGGUGCCAAUAUCCACGCCCAAGGUGGAAGAUGGGGUAGUUCGCUGCACGCUGCAUCUCUAAGGGGUUACGAAAAAGUGGUGCAGUUGCUACUAGACCACGGCGCGGACCCAGACUCUAUGGAUCAGAACAACCGCACACCAUUGUUCUUGGCUUCUGCAAGGGGACAUGAUGCCGUUGUCGCAUUGCUGUCAUCGAGAACCAGAGAUCCUAACCUGAAGGAUCAAUUUGGUCGUACACCACUGCACUUAGCUGCUGCAGGAGGACAUCUGCAAUCUGUGAGGAUAUUGUUGACAAUAAGAGGCAUUGACCCUGAUACUGAAGAUAAUUUCGGUCUUACUGCUCAAGCUGACGCCGCUAGAAGAGGCCAGUACAGGGUCGUUCAGCUUCUCCAGACUCACGAAAUGAGUUUGACUUAUCAUAACAACACAACGCACCAAAGACCAUGUGAAGAAGUAUACUGUGACAUCUGCCUGGUCAAAAUACCAGAUAUCGACAUCCAUUAUCACUGCAACCUCUGCGAUCAUGGGAAUUUUGAUGUGUGCAAUGCGUGUAUUUCGAGUGGGGCGGCCUGUCUGGAGAGCAACCAUGAGUUAAUCAAGCGUCUGUUGUUUCGGCCACUAUCAUGA
Molecule: messenger RNA, 3162 nt
Organism: Penicillium lagena
Lineage: Eukaryota; Fungi; Ascomycota; Eurotiomycetes; Eurotiales; Aspergillaceae
Exons: 4
Coding region: 1-3162 (1053 amino acids)
Molecular function (GO): protein binding
Source: RefSeq, a predicted model, not a curated record